AUGGAUGGAACCUCUUCAUCCUCCGUGGCCAUGGACGCCCCCAAGCCAUGCAUCGGCAUUCUGUCCAUCGGAGACAUGGGGCUGGGAAUCUCCAAACUGCUCCGCGCUCACGACUAUCCAGUGUCCGCCAAAAUCACCCUCCUGGAGAAUGACUCCGAACUCGUCUCCCAAGCAGACAUCAUACUCAGUAUCGUCCCACCUCGAGAUGCCAUCGCUACAGCGCGCCGCAUUGCAAACGCUUGCCAUUCAUCAGCAGGCAUCACAGCACGAAACGCGCGGCGUGGCACCACCUCUGCUCCUCUGAACCUUACCUUCGUCGACCUGAACGCCAUCUCGCUCAAUAGCGUCACACUGAUCUCCAACCUCCUCAGCUCCAAACCAGCGGAAGAAAGACGACCUGAGCCUCCCCGUCGCCAAGCUUCCCUCCUCAGCGUUUUCUCCUCCUCCCCACCCAAAGACCCACCUCCAGAGCCCAUCCCGAUAACCUUCAUCGACGGCGCCAUCAUCGGCCCACCACCGCGCCAGAAACCCGAGCACAACAAGGAAUGGACCCUCCCCUCCCUCUCGUCCUCUCCCUCCCUCUCGCCCGACCUCCCCCAGAUCCUCCACGUCACCCAUGUCUCUCCCCAGCUCGGCGGCGCCAGCACCCUGAAAUCCUGCUUCGCCUCCCUCACCAAGGGUCUGACGGCCCUGUCCCUCCUCUCCUUCACCACCGCGCAAUCCGCCUCCCUACUUCCCCACCUGACCGCCCACCUCGAGAAAUACUCUCCCGGCACCCUAUCCCUGGUCAAGAACGCUCUCCCUGCCGUGCCCGCCAAGGCGCAUCGGUGGGUCGACGAGAUGCGCCAGGUGGGCGAGAAUUUCGCCGAGGUCGGCGGUUUGCAAGAGGGUAAGGAGGUCUUUGAUGGCUUUGCGGGCCUGUAUGCGUUGGUGGCCGAAGAGACGGAGGUGGGGAGGGAGGCGAAGAGGGGGAAGACUGUGGAGGAUGCGCUUGCGACGGUGGAGGCCGGGGUGAAGAGGAGGAGAAGAAAACAGGGUGGGGUGGGGGAGGAGGGAGAAGAGGAUCUGAGUCUGACGUGGAGGGGUUCGUGGACUUGA
Messenger RNA from Endocarpon pusillum Z07020, 1098 nucleotides. RefSeq lists its product as uncharacterized. Gene Ontology annotation, molecular function: oxidoreductase activity. The record is from RefSeq and is a predicted model, not a curated record. The transcript is spliced from 2 exons. Lineage: Eukaryota; Fungi; Ascomycota; Eurotiomycetes; Verrucariales; Verrucariaceae. The coding region runs from base 1 to 1098 and encodes 365 amino acids.